CGGCUCUGUCGUGCGCACAGCCAUGCGGCGGCGCGGCGGGCACGGCGACAGCGGCGGCGACAUUGUCCGGGCGGAGGGCAGGCUGGACGUGGCCCAGCACGGGCGGGCCCGGCGCUGGUGGCUGCCAUGGCUGCGCACGCUCCUGCUGGCCCCGCUCCUCACCUACGCCUCCGUGCCCUUCCUCAUCCGCCUCUUCCCCACCCUGCUCCACAAAUUCGUCUACCUGAACUUCUUGGCCUUCCCUUUCUUCGUGGACUUUCGGCGGCCGGAGCUGCUGGUGAACAACACCAUCAGCAUGUACCUGACCACGGAGCCGGGCGUCACAGUUGGCAUCUGGCACACGGUGCCAAGCAGCAGAGGGGCUGAGGCGCAGGGCAAGGACCAGCGCUGGUACGAGGAGGCUCUUGCUGAUGCCCACCCCGUGAUCAUCUACCUGCACGGCAAUGGGGGCACCAGGGCUGCGAGACACCGUAUCCAGUUCUUGAAGGCAAUGGGGGCUGCUGACUUCCACAUCCUGGCUCUCGACUACAGAGGCUAUGGGGACUCCACUGGAUACCCCUCAGAGAAUGGCUUCAACACAGAUGUCCUGGCACUCUAUGACUGGGUGAAAGCACGGAGUGGGAACAGCAGCAUCCUCUUCUGGGGACAUUCCUUGGGGACAGGGAUUGCCACCAAUGCAGCGAGGAAACUGCAGGAGGAGCGAGGGGUCCAGGUUGAUGCCGUUGUCCUGGAGUCUCCCUACACCAACAUCCGAGACGCAGCCGCCAACAUCCCCAUCACCAAGGUCUACCGGCACCUCCCUGGUUUUGAGUACCUCAUCCUGGACUCCAUGGCUCGGGCGGGAAUGUUCUUCCGCAGUGAUGAGAAUGUGAAGGUGCUGGGCUGCCCCCUGCUCAUCCUGCACGCAGAUGAUGAUGGAGUCGUGCCUCCAAAGCUGGGACACAAGCUCUACGAGACAGCACUCAAAGCCUACAAGGACAAAUCCAAGGUGAAGUUAAUCACCUUUCCCCAAAAGCUGGGCUUGGGCCACGACUACAUCUCCUUCCACCCGGAGCUGCCUGCCCUGGUGAAAGACUUCUUAAACAUGAAGUGAUGCCAAUUGCUGCCUGCACUGAUCCCACACUCCCUCAAAUCCACUCCAGGACCCAUCCCCCACCCCGCCAUGGCACUGAACUUACUGCUGUAAGUAAUAAAAACUACUUAGAAACUUUUAAAUCA
Serinus canaria (Common canary) is the source of this 1218-nucleotide messenger RNA. It is a transcript of the gene ABHD12B, whose product is annotated as abhydrolase domain containing 12B. NCBI's taxonomy places the organism in Eukaryota, Metazoa, Chordata, Aves, Passeriformes, Fringillidae. Gene Ontology annotation, biological process: monoacylglycerol catabolic process; phosphatidylserine catabolic process. Gene Ontology annotation, cellular component: endoplasmic reticulum membrane. Gene Ontology annotation, molecular function: phosphatidylcholine lysophospholipase A1 activity; monoacylglycerol lipase activity. The transcript is spliced from 13 exons. The record is from RefSeq and is a predicted model, not a curated record. Bases 23 to 1093 code for a protein of 356 amino acids.